GCGGGCUGCUCACUGAGCUCGUCACUUGUUUUUGCCGUUUCCUCCUCUCUCACCUCCUCUCUCGACCUCAAGUGUGCGCCGGAAACCGUGUCCCGUUGGGUAUUUUGCGGACCACUCGCUUGCCCAACGAUACCCGUCCACACCUUCCACACCCCCUACGGACUGUCUGAGUCGUCUUGUACACCCACAAUACACGACAUGGGCACGAAGGUAGACCUCGUUCAGCCACUGCUGCAUUUCGCCAUCGACGUCUACAAACAAGUGCAGAGAUCCGACACUUUCUUUUCGCCCUUCAGUAUCGCAGCUGCACUGUCCAUGACCCUACCGGGAACACGAGGCAACACAGCCAAGGAGAUCGCCACUGCCCUGCACAUAAGAGAAGACAUUCACGAGUCUUUCUCGCAACUUCAGAAAUCCUUGCAGGAUUGUGCGUGCGAACUUAACAUCGCAAACCGCAUUUACAGUGAUCGAAGGUUGAACCCGUUGCAUGCAUUUUGCGCUUUGUUGGAGGAGUAUUACUCUACUACUAUAGGAACUGUGGACUUUGGUGAGGACGACGCACGUCAGAAGAUCAAUGCUUGGGUCGAACAGGUCACUAACGAUAAGAUCAAAGACCUCUUGGCACCAGGCACUGUGGAUCCCUCUACCAUGCUUGUCAUAGUGAACGCCGUAUACUUUAAAGGUGCCUGGAAGAAGACCUUCUCAAGAUUUGAGACCGAAAUGAGGGAUUUUUACGAAACGUCUUCCACUGCAAAGAAGGUGGACACGAUGUUCCAGAAGGGAAACUUUAGGAUGGGAUAUAACGAGGAACUGAAGGUGACCACUUUAGAACUACCUUACAGAGGGGACAUGGCUUCUAUGAUCAUUCUGCUGCCGGAUGAGAUCGAGGGCUUGAAAUUCGCCCAAGACCGUCUGACAGUCGAAAAUCUGGCGUCCGCGUUACACGAUAUGACAAUGGAACGAGACGUGGAAUUCUUUUUGCCCAAAUUUAAAAUAGAGCAGACAAUUGGGCUGAAGAAGGUACUCAUGGAUUUGGGUGUCAAAGACAUGUUCAGAGAUUCGGCAGAUCUCACGGGGAUUACUGAGCGGAAGGAUGUAAAGUUCUCUGACGUCGUGCACAAGGCGUACGUUGAUGUCCACGAAGAAGGCACUGAGGCGGCUGCGGCAGCAGCUGUAUUGAUGGGGUUGGGUUGCUGCAUGAGAGUUCGGGAUCUUAAACCGAAAGUUUUUAAAGUGGACCAUCCUUUUAUGUUUUUCAUUCUGGCUCGAGAUGUGGUCCUCUUCUUUGGUUCCUUGACCCACCCGGUAUAUAUAGAUGACAGUCAUAUGACGGCAAAUCCUCGAUGAUUCCGCCGGCCGGUGACAUAAGCGUCCGAUGUCUGUUUAGCUUAAAGAUGUCGACCAUUUGAAGCGUGAGAAACUAUUUCUAGACGCCAAAAUGAGUGCCUCGACAGCGCGUCAUUUCUGAGUCUAUGUGUCUUGUGAUGCCCUUUGACUUGAGGAUGUACCGAAAUGGCACGAGCAACGAAUAUUUUGUCGCAAUAUUAACCGCGCUCAUGGCGAUAUUGCUGUAGGGAAAGUUGCAGAAUGCAAAUAAACAUGCUGAUUCAAUCA
Messenger RNA from Ornithodoros turicata, 1614 nucleotides. Its product is annotated as leukocyte elastase inhibitor-like. The coding region runs from base 199 to 1347 and encodes 382 amino acids. The transcript has 2 exons. Lineage: Eukaryota; Metazoa; Arthropoda; Arachnida; Ixodida; Argasidae. Gene Ontology annotation, molecular function: serine-type endopeptidase inhibitor activity. The record is from RefSeq and is a predicted model, not a curated record.